AUGGAAGGUUCCAUUGCUCUACUAAAGACGUCCCCGGUUAGGGUGGGUGACCAAGUUGAUGAAGAUAGAGUCUACUUUCAUCGGAUGUUUUGGACAUUCCCUCCGUGUAUUGAGGCAUUCCGCCACUGUAAGCCGCUCGUAAGCAUCGAUGGAACACACCUCUAUGGCAAGUAUGGCGGGACAUUGUUGUUGGCGAUCGCUCAGGAUGGUAACUCGAAUAUUUUGCCUGUUGCGUUUGCACUCGUGGAAGGGGAGAAUGCAGAGUCUUGGUCGUACUUUCUUUCGAACCUUAGAAGGCAUGUCACUCCACAGGAAGGUAUUCUCAUGAUAUCCGAUAGACACAACGACAUCAAGGCUGCACUAGAGUCUCCCGAUAGUGGUUGGCAACCUCCACAUGCUUAUCGGGCAUUUUGUACUCGGCAUGUUGAUGCAAAUUUUGCCCUCACUUUCAAGGGACGGGAUGCGAGGAGGUGUCUGGUGAAUGCCGUGUAUGCGAAGACAGAAGCAAAAUUCGACUAUUGGUUUGAUAUAAUGAGGACGGAGAACCCGGCCAUGUGCGACUGGGCAAACAGAAUGGAGUAUGAGAGGUGGACACAGCACAAGGAUGGGGGGAGAAGAUAUGGUCACAUGACCACCAACAUUUCUGAGUGUGUGAACUCUGUCUUGAAGGGCACAAGAAACCUACCGGUGACGUCUCUGGUUAAGUCGACAUAUCUCCGAUUGGCGGAGUUGUUUGUUGUCAGGGGUCAGACGGCAGAGGCACAGUUAGGGUCCGGGCACCGGUUUUCACAGGCAGUAGUUAAGGCCAUUGAGCGUAACCUGAAGGAUUCGAGGUGCUUCACCGUGACUGUGUUUGAUAGACAUCACCUUGACUAUAUAGUGGCUAAGACGACGCCCACCGGCAAAUUCUCUUUGGGUAGCUAUCGGGUUUCUCUUAGGGAUCGCACCUGCGAUUGUGGAUACUUCCAGGCGCUGGACUAUCCCUGUAUUAGUCUUCGUGAUUUAGUUCGUUUGUAUUAG
Messenger RNA from Arachis ipaensis, 1020 nucleotides. RefSeq lists its product as uncharacterized. The record is from RefSeq and is a predicted model, not a curated record. Lineage: Eukaryota; Viridiplantae; Streptophyta; Magnoliopsida; Fabales; Fabaceae. Gene Ontology annotation, molecular function: zinc ion binding.